This is a messenger RNA of Bubalus bubalis (water buffalo), 2468 nucleotides long. RefSeq names its product phosphatidylinositol 3,4,5-trisphosphate 3-phosphatase TPTE2. The transcript has 27 exons. Gene Ontology annotation, cellular component: cytosol. Gene Ontology annotation, molecular function: protein tyrosine/serine/threonine phosphatase activity; phosphatidylinositol-3,4,5-trisphosphate 3-phosphatase activity. Gene Ontology annotation, biological process: dephosphorylation. The record is from RefSeq and is a predicted model, not a curated record. NCBI's taxonomy places the organism in Eukaryota, Metazoa, Chordata, Mammalia, Artiodactyla, Bovidae. The coding region runs from base 411 to 2294 and encodes 627 amino acids.
AAGAGGUUUGCCUGAGUUGUUUUCCAGAACUUGAAAUCAGCUGAGCCCAAUUUGAGCUCUAACUAGUUAAGACCCCUGACCCUUCAACUGGGCAUGCUCCGUGACCUUUCGCCUUCAGAGGGCUGAACACUCCAUCCGCAGAGCAUGUUCUGAGUAUACCUAUUGUGAAGAAGCCCGUAGCUUAGUUCUGUCUAGGCCAGAAUGAAGGUCAGCUCACAUUUUAUUGUCUCCAAUUAGCUUCAGUUUUAUCCCAAAGAAUACCCCCAGCCCCUCGCCUUUGAGGAAGUGAAUUUGAGACUUCAUCUUCUCGCUCGGCUACCUUCCCCAACUCCGUCCAGGACGCAGCACCUCCGCUACAGCAGCCUUGCCUGCAGAUUAACUGUAGAUUAAAUUCAACCACGAAACAAACCAUGCAGGGAUUAAAGAAGAAUUCUUUAAGUGCCUGGCUCAUGCAUCCAAAAAAUAAAGUUAUGGAUGCCUCUUUAGGCUCCUCUGGCAACGCUGACAAGAGAGAUAACUCAGUUGAACUGACAUCAGGAGCCUAUGAUGAUGCCAUCUAUGAAAGCAUUUCCCCGAGUAAAUUGACAACAGCAUCCUCUGAAGUCCUCUCCAAUGCAAACACUGCCCUGACUGAAUUGACAGCAGCGUCAUCUGCAAGAUUCCAAAUGGCAAACACUACCUUGACUGAAUUGGCAGCAGGAAAACCUACCGCUGAUGGACCUACCACUGAAAUCUGUGACCAGAGCAAGGUGAAAAAAGUAACUUAUGCUGAAUCCUGCAAUGAAAGCUCUGACUUGUGUAACAUGAGAAGCAUCGAUGAAAGUAUAAUAGAACAGCUGUCCAAGAUUAGUGAUGUUGAUGAAGACAUUGACUUUCUCAACCCACAAUACAGCAAGAUAAAGAGAAUUGUGUACUUAAUUAUAUCAUCCUUCACUUUCAGAAUAUUUGCAAUCCUGCUGAUCUUUCUGGACAUGGCCUUCAUCAUCAAAGACGUAAUUUUCCUUAGUGGCACGACACAUAUUUCUUUGGAAUCUCGUUCAAUUUCUUUUGCUAUUGCUUUAUUUUUUUUCAUGGAUGUUUCUCUUCGAGUGUUUAUAGAAGGGAUACGACCAUAUUUUUCUGAUAUAUUUAACUCCUUAGAUGCUGCCAUUAUUAUUGUGACUUUACUGGUUGAUAUCGCUUAUCUUUUUUAUGACUCUAUACUUGCUAAAAUUUUCCCCAGGUUGAGAAUUGUUUUACGACCUGUAAGACUUGUCAUUCUGAUAAGAGUUUUUCAUCUGGCUCAUCAAAAAAGACAUCUUGAAAUGCUGACCAGAAGGAUGGUUUCAGGAAACAAACGGCGGUACAAGAAGGAUGGAUUUGACUUAGACCUCACUUAUGUUACUGAGCGUAUUAUUGCCAUGUCAUUCCCAUCUUCUGGAAAGCAGUCUUUCUACAGGAAUCCCAUUAAGGAAGUUGUGCGGUUCCUGGAUACCAAGCACCCAAACCACUAUCAAGUCUACAAUCUCUGCAGUGAAAGAGCUUAUGAUCCUAAGUACUUCCAUCACAGGGUCCAUCGAUACUUGAUUGAUGAUCACAACGUCCCCUCUCUGAGUGAGAUGCUGGCGUUCUCCAUGGAAGUGAAAGAGUGGAUGGCUCAAGACAAGGACAAUAUCAUAGUGGUUCACUGUAAGGGAGGCAAAGGAAGAACUGGAACUAUGGUCUGUGCCUACCUUCUUGCCAGUGAGAUAUUUGCCACUGCGGAGGACAGCCUGUAUUAUUUUGGAGAACGGCGAACAGAUAAAUCCACUAGCAGUAAAUUUCAGGGAAUAGAGACUCCUUCUCAGAAUAGAUUCGUUGGAUAUUUUGCAAUGGUGAAAAAUAUCUACAAUUUGACCCUUCCUCCAAUAAAAAAACUCACGAUCAAAAAAAUCGUGAUUUAUUCAAUUCAUGGUGUUGGAAAAGGCAAUGGACAUGAUCUAAAAGUACAAAUAAUAAUGCAACGAAAGACUGUCUUUUUCUGUUCUGCUUCCAAAAACUGUAGGAUAUUUCAUGAUGCUGAAACAGACAGAGUAAUACUCUUGCUCUCUAAGUGCCCACCUCUGUAUGAUGAGGUCAAAGUGAAAUUUUUCUCUUCUUCGGCUCUUCCUAAAUACUACGAAAACUGUGCAUUCUUCUUCUGGUUCCAUAUGUCUUUUAUACGAAAUAACAGGCUUUAUCUUUCAAGAAGUGAAUUGGAUAAUCCCCAUAAAAUAAAAGCAUGGAAAGCUUACAGUCCACAGUUUGCAGUCGAGGUAUAUUUUGAUGACAUUUAAGUUGUUCCUGGUAUCUGAUUAAGUAUAGUUCCCUUUCUAGGCUAGAAUCAUGUUCUUCCCAAUUCUUGCUACAUAUAUCUUUUAAACCUAUGUCCUUGCUGAUAUGCUUAUAUUUACAUACAUGUACAUAUGUUCUUGAGAAAUCUAUUAAAUAUAUACAAGGGAGAAUGUCAA